This is a messenger RNA of Callithrix jacchus (white-tufted-ear marmoset), 4950 nucleotides long. It is a transcript of the gene RASA1, whose product is annotated as RAS p21 protein activator 1. NCBI's taxonomy places the organism in Eukaryota, Metazoa, Chordata, Mammalia, Primates, Cebidae. Gene Ontology annotation, molecular function: protein binding. Gene Ontology annotation, biological process: regulation of GTPase activity. The record is from RefSeq and is a predicted model, not a curated record.
AGCUGCCCUUCUCCCUCCUCCGCCCUUCCUUCCCUCCGUCCCUCCUCCCCUGCCCCGCCUUCCUUUCUCUCUCUCCGGUUUCACUCACUGAGAGCUCCAGGUAGUGAGCAGUUCAGUAGAUUUCCUCAUUACCCAGCCCCUCUUUCUCUUGUCCCUCCCCACCAUCUGCCUGGUGGAGGAUGAAGGGGCUGCAGUGGUCCCAGCGUAUACAGCGGCACCGGCGGUGGCUGCGGUGUGGGUGGCCGGAACUGGGGUGGUGAAGAAGCGGUGGUGGUGUCUAAAGGAGCGAUAGCCGCCUCAGCCUCUUUCCCUGUGCUUCCUAUCUUCUUUAGUGCAGUCAGGAAGUUUUCGCUUCUGUACGUGUGUGUGUGCGUGAGUGUGGGUGUGUGCAGUGAGGUUUGGGUGGCGUUUGUGCAGGCGUUGGGUUUUUUGCCCACUUCGCUUCCCGUAACCCAGGCAGCUCCGGAGCCUGGGCUGUGGCCCUGGGAGGGGGCGCGGCGGCCGGCUCUCUCCUUUUGUUGUUGUUUCCUCCGCCUGGGGAGCUGAAGGGGAGACGCGCCUGGGUGGGGCGGCUCGGAACCCGGGCCUGGUGGCCCCCGGGGCUCCCGGGCGGGCAGUGUAGGGCAGAGUAGAGCGGGCUUCAACAUGAUGGCGGCCGAGGCCGGCAGUGAGGAAGGCGGCCCGGUAACUGCCGGAGCAGGGGGAGGCGGCGCGGCUGCGGGCUCCAGUGCCUAUCCCGCAGUGUGUCGGGUGAGGAUACCCGCGGCCCUGCCAGUGGCAGCCGCCCCCUAUCCUGGGCUGGUGGAGACCGGAGUGGCUGGGACUCUGGGUGGCGGAGCCGCUUUGGGGUCAGGGUUCCUAGGAACCGGGUCUGUGGCAGGGGCAUUGGGGGGAGCCGGACUGACAGGCGGAGGUACUGCUGCUGGCGUGGCUGGUGCUGCUGCUGGCGUGGCCGGUGCUGCUGCUGCUGCUGCUGCUGCUGCUGCUGGACCUAGUGGAGACAUGUCUCUCACCAAGCUGCUCACUUCGUUGCCUGCUGAGACUCUCGGACCAGGAGGUGUAUUUCCCCCUCUGCCUCCUCCCCCUCACCUGCCCCCUUUGGGGGCGGGUCUGGGGACAGUGGACGAAGGUGACUCUCUGGAUGGACCAGAAUACGAGGAGGAAGAGGUGGCCAUACCGUUGACCGCUCCUCCAACUAACCAGUAAGUUGAGACUGCUCUUCAGUAAGUUGAGACUGCUCUUCAGUAAGUUAAGACUGCUCUUCAGUUAAGUUAAGACUGCUCUUCAGAAUGUGUGAAGCUGUCUCCAGGAAAGAGAGAAUGAAGGGGUGGUAUCAUGGAAAACUUGAUAGAACGAUAGCAGAAGAACGCCUCAGGCAGGCAGGAAAAUCUGGCAGUUAUCUUAUAAGAGAGAGUGAUCGGAGGCCAGGGUCCUUUGUACUUUCAUUUCUUAGCCAGAUGAAUGUUGUCAACCAUUUUAGGAUUAUUGCUAUGUGUGGUGAUUACUACAUUGGUGGAAGACGUUUUUCUUCACUGUCAGAUCUAAUAGGUUAUUACAGUCAUGUUUCUUGUUUGCUUAAAGGAGAAAAAUUGCUUUAUCCAGUUGCACCACCAGAGCCAGUAGAAGAUAGAAGACGUGUACGAGCUAUUCUGCCUUACACAAAAGUACCAGACACUGAUGAAAUAAGUUUCCUAAAGGGAGAUAUGUUCAUUGUUCAUAAUGAAUUAGAAGAUGGAUGGAUGUGGGUUACAAAUCUAAGAACAGAUGAACAAGGCCUUAUUGUUGAAGACCUAGUAGAAGAGGUGGGCCGGGAAGAAGAUCCACAUGAAGGAAAAAUAUGGUUCCAUGGGAAGAUUUCCAAACAAGAAGCUUACAAUUUACUAAUGACAGUUGGUCAAGUCUGCAGUUUUCUUGUGAGGCCCUCAGAUAAUACUCCUGGUGAUUAUUCACUUUAUUUUCGGACCAGUGAAAAUAUUCAGCGAUUUAAAAUAUGUCCAACACCAAACAAUCAGUUUAUGAUGGGAGGCCGGUAUUAUAACAGCAUUGGGGACAUCAUAGAUCACUAUCGAAAAGAACAGAUUGUUGAAGGGUAUUAUCUUAAGGAACCUGUACCAAUGCAGGAUCAAGAACAAGUACUCAAUGACACAGUGGAUGGCAAGGAAAUCUAUAAUACCAUCCGUCGUAAAACAAAGGAUGCCUUUUAUAAAAAUAUUGUUAAGAAAGGUUAUCUUCUGAAAAAGGGCAAAGGAAAACGUUGGAAAAAUUUGUACUUUAUCUUAGAGGGUAGUGAUGCCCAACUUAUUUAUUUCGAAAGUGAAAAACGAGCUACAAAACCAAAAGGAUUAAUAGAUCUCAGUGUCUGUUCUGUCUAUGUUGUUCACGAUAGUCUCUUUGACAGGCCAAACUGUUUUCAGAUAGUAGUUCAGCACUUUAGUGAAGAACAUUACAUCUUUUACUUUGCAGGAGAAACUCCAGAACAAGCAGAGGAUUGGAUGAAAGCUCUGCAGGCAUUUUGCAGUUUACGGAAAAGUAGUCCAGGGACAUCCAAUAAACGCCUUCGUCAGGUCAGCAGCCUUGUUUUACAUAUUGAAGAAGCCCAUAAACUCCCAGUAAAACAUUUUACUAAUCCAUAUUGUAACAUCUACCUGAAUAGUGUCCAAGUAGCAAAAACUCAUGCAAGGGAAGGGCAAAACCCAGUAUGGUCAGAAGAAUUUGUCUUUGAUGAUCUUCCUCCUGACAUCAAUAGAUUUGAAAUAACUCUUAGUAAUAAAACAAAGAAAAGCAAAGAUCCUGAUAUCUUAUUUAUGCGUUGCCAGUUGAGCCGAUUACAGAAAGGGCAUGCCACAGAUGAAUGGUUUUUGCUCAGCUCCCAUAUACCAUUAAAAGGUAUUGAACCAGGGUCCCUGCGUGUUCGAGCACGAUAUUCUAUGGAAAAAAUCAUGCCAGAAGAAGAGUACAGUGAAUUUAAAGAGCUUAUACUGCAAAAGGAACUUCAUGUAGUCUAUGCUUUAUCACAUGUAUGUGGACAAGACCGAACACUACUGGCCAGCAUCCUACUGAGGAUUUUUCUUCAUGAAAAGCUUGAAUCGUUGUUGUUAUGCACACUAAAUGACAGAGAAAUAAGCAUGGAAGAUGAAGCCACUACCCUAUUUCGAGCCACAACACUUGCAAGCACCUUGAUGGAGCAGUAUAUGAAAGCCACUGCUACACAGUUUGUUCAUCAUGCUUUGAAAGACUCUAUUUUAAAGAUAAUGGAAAGCAAGCAGUCUUGUGAGUUAAGUCCAUCAAAGUUGGAAAAAAAUGAAGAUGUGAACACUAAUUUAGCACACCUAUUGAACAUACUUUCAGAGCUUGUGGAGAAAAUAUUCAUGGCUUCAGAAAUACUUCCACCGACACUGAGAUAUAUUUAUGGGUGUUUACAAAAAUCUGUUCAGGAUAAGUGGCCUACAAAUACCACCAUGAGAACAAGAGUUGUUAGUGGUUUUGUUUUUCUUCGACUUAUCUGUCCUGCCAUCCUGAAUCCACGGAUGUUCAAUAUCAUCUCAGAUUCCCCAUCUCCUAUUGCUGCAAGAACACUGACAUUGGUGGCUAAAUCUGUGCAAAAUUUAGCAAACCUUGUGGAAUUUGGAGCUAAGGAGCCCUACAUGGAAGGUGUCAAUCCAUUCAUCAAAAGCAACAAACAUCGUAUGAUCAUGUUUCUAGAUGAACUUGGGAAUGUGCCUGAACUUCCGGACACUACAGAGCAUCCUAGAACUGACCUGUCCCGUGAUUUAGCAGCACUGCAUGAGAUUUGUGUGGCUCAUUCAGAUGAACUUCGAACACUCAGUAAUGAGCGUGGUGCACAGCAGCACGUCUUGAAAAAGCUUCUGGCUAUAACAGAACUGCUUCAACAAAAACAACACCAGUAUACAAAAACCAAUGAUGUCAGGUAGCAGCCUUCGCCCCACUGUUCUGCAUGGAUUCGGCAUGUGCAGUAUGGUAAUUCACAUCAGUAUAAUGUCUCCUUUGCUCUUGCCAAAAAACAGCACACCUUUCCACAUUCCAGUGAUGUGUGAGCUAUGCAAACAAAAUCUAAGAUUCUGCUGUUGAGUAACUGUGCCAGCAACCUUGUAUGCUAUCUGUGCAGGCUAUUUGCACUUUUUCCACAUGGAAUCAAUCUUUAACAACCUCUGAGCCUUGGUUUACAGAUCACCUUUCACAAAAUGAAAUGCUAUGACUGUAUCUUGAACUUUGAAAAUAUAUUUUCAGUACACCCAGUUGCCAAAGUUUUCCUGUCUCUUGGAGGAAGAACUAUGAAAUCAACUGACAAAAAAGCAUUCUCUUAUGUGUAUAACUGGAUUGCAGACUGUUCUCACUGUAAUUACUUCCUGAUUAGGAAAUACGACCAUUUGACUGUUCAAUGAUUAUUUGUAUUUACAGUUUCCAGAGUUUGUCAUUAUAACAGGAACAAUCUUUGCUGUAUACGUUUAAAAAACAUUGUGCUAUUUCUCUUGCUGGAACUGUUGAAAGAAAAUAUAUAAAAUGAUCUAUUGCUCGUCAGCUUUAUUUUUUAAACAUACUACUUAUUUUGAAAUUGUCAAAGACUGUAUUUAGAUCUCAUAAUGCUUUGUUAAAUGUUUACUACAGUAAAUAGUUUGAAUUCAGUAAAUAUUACUGGUUUAUUGUAUUGAUCAAUGCAUGUCACCCAUGCAACCAUUUUAUAAACUACCAAUUUCUUUUAUGUUAACUAGAAUGCUUUUGUUAAACGUAUUUGUUCAUUAUUUGUGCUACCCCUUUGAUUAUGCAGACAACCUCAUCAGCUGCUUAACUUAUCCAUCUUUGAACUUCUGACUACUUGUUGUAUCUGCUGGAUAUUUAGUUCAACUGUAUAGUUUUAUUUACUUCUGUAUGUGCAUUUUCGUGAAGUAUUCACAAAGGCUAAGUUAAAAUAAAACCAAGGGAUAUCUUGCA